GAGAAGGCUCCCUUCCGGUUUCUAUUUGAAAAGACCUACAAUACGGCGCGUGUGUGAAAUCUCAGAGAGAGAGAGAAAUUCUAAGUAGCUUCCCGUAAUUUCUUGCUGUCUCUCUGUGUGUGUGAUUUGUUGUGGAUCGGCCGCCCAGCACCUUCGACUGGCAUCGCGGAGGUGCGAACUCUCUCGGAGGGAACCCUUUUUUUUGGGGGGGGGGGCAGCGAGGUCGGCGCGGCUCUCCUUCCGAAGGAUGGCCCAAAGCCCGCGUACCGGAGUCGCGGUGGUCCUUGACCGAGAGGAGCCUUUCACGCCCCCUCCCCACUGCCCUCAUGGUCCUACUCUUCUGUUCGCAAAGCUUGUUCAAGGAAAAGAAGAGGAAAGAAGAUUUUAUGCGUGUUCUGCCUGUAGAGAAAGGAAAGACUGUAAUUUCUUUCAGUGGGAACAUGAAAAGGUAUCAGAAGCCAGACUUUCAGCAAGGGAAAAGUACAACCAAAGUCACCAACCAGCUUUCUCUCACAGAGACAACAUAGAAAGGUUCAAAGAGUUUGUCACCUUGCCGCUGUCAAAAAGGAAGUUUUGUAAAGAAUGCCAACAGCUGCUGUUGCCACCAGAAUGGAAAAGCCACUCUGGACAUCAGUUACUCAGUGAUGUCUCCGUGGCCCAGCUAACAAGACCCACCAGCUUUCUCAGCCCUCUGGAGAACAAAAAGACAAAUGCACAGUAUCUCUUUACUGACAGAAGUUGCCAGUUCUUACUGGACCUAAUUGUUGCACAUGGAUUUAAAAGGGUGCUUUGUGUUGGCACCCCGAGGCUUCAUGAACUGAUCAAACUCCAAACAUCACACAAGCAGAAGGUCUGCAUUAAGAGCCUUUUGUUAGAUAUUGAUUUCAGGUAUUCUCAGUUCUAUACAGAAGAGGAAUUCUGCCACUAUAACAUGUUUAACCAUUAUUUCUUUGCUGGAGAGGCAGCUUAUGAAGUGUGUCAGAAAUUCUUGCAGCAAGACAAAGGUGAAGGUGUCAUAAUGGUGGCUGAUCCACCAUUUGGAGGCUUGGUUGAAGCUCUCGCUUUUAGCUUUAAAAAGCUUAUUGCCAUGUGGAGGCAAACAGGAAGCACAGAUGCUGUCAGCAAAGACUUACCCAUGCUUUGGAUAUUUCCAUACUUCUUUGAAUCACGCAUUCUUGAGUUUUUUCCAUCCUUCACAAUGUUGGAUUAUCAGGUGGACUAUCACAAUCAUGCACUGUAUAAGCAUGGGAAGACUGGUCGUAAACAGUCCCCAGUUCGUAUUUUUACCAACCUUUCACCACAUUUGAUAGUGCUUCCUGUGGAAGAAGGAUAUAGGUUUUGCUCUGUCUGCCAGCGAUAUGUCAGUUUUGAAAAUAAGCAUUGCAACAUCUGCAAUUCAUGCCCAUCCAAAGAUGGGAGACAAUGGAGGCACUGCUAUCUUUGCAAAAAAUGUGUAAAACCUUCUUGGAUUCAUUGCAGUGUUUGUGACAGCUGUGCUCUGCCAACUCAUUCUUGUAUGAAUGCUGAUGUUGGAUGUUUUAUUUGUGGGGCUGCCGACCAUAAACGUACAACCUGUACUAAUCGGCAAGUAGCUGGGAAAGGUGACCGAGAUGGCAAAAAGGCAAGGCCAAAGAAGAAGGUAAAAGUGAGUGUUAAAAAGAUAACAGGCACAAAGAAGAUGAGAACUACAAAACGAAGAAAAAGCAAGAAAUAGAGAAACUCACUGAAUCCCACAGUUUACUGUUAAUUUAGUGUUCUGCAGAUGUGCUCUUAAGAAUUCAAGCAACAGAAUAAAUGUUAAUAUAUUUUGUAUAUAAAAAAAUUAAAA
Messenger RNA from Pogona vitticeps (central bearded dragon), 1828 nucleotides. RefSeq names its product zinc finger CCHC-type containing 4 (gene ZCCHC4). Gene Ontology annotation, cellular component: nucleolus; cytoplasm. The record is from RefSeq and is a predicted model, not a curated record. Gene Ontology annotation, molecular function: rRNA (adenine-N6-)-methyltransferase activity; zinc ion binding; nucleic acid binding. Gene Ontology annotation, biological process: rRNA methylation. NCBI's taxonomy places the organism in Eukaryota, Metazoa, Chordata, Lepidosauria, Squamata, Agamidae.